AAUCCCAAUAAAAUUCUAGUUUCUCUCUCUAAAUCUACCACCUCAAUUUCUAUAUAACCCCCCUGCACCUCCCCCUUCUCCUCUCUCUCUCUCUCUCUCUCUCUCUUCAAUUACACAUCUCCUGUCUCUCUCUCUCUCUCUACAUACAUUCAUCAAUGGCACCAACCAACGGAUCACUCCCCUCCACCGGCCUCAUCGUCAGCUUCGGCGAGAUGCUGAUCGACUUCGUCCCCACCGUCUCCGGCGUCUCCCUCGCCGAGGCCCCCGGGUUCCUCAAGGCCCCGGGCGGCGCCCCGGCGAACGUGGCGAUCGCCGUUACGAGGCUGGGCGGGAGGGCGGCGUUCGUCGGGAAGCUCGGCGACGACGAGUUCGGGAGGAUGCUGGCGGGGAUCCUGGAGCAGAACGGCGUCGCCGUGGACGGCGUGCUGUUCGAUCAAGGCGCGAGGACGGCGCUAGCGUUCGUGACGCUAAAGGCUGAUGGCGAGAGGGAGUUCAUGUUUUACAGGAACCCUAGCGCUGAUAUGCUGCUGACGCCUGCUGAAUUGGAUCUCGACCUCAUUAGAUCUGCCAAAAUUUUCCAUUAUGGAUCCAUUAGCUUGAUUGUAGAGCCCUGCAGAUCGGCACACCUAAAGGCAAUGGAGGUUGCCAAGGCCGCCGGUGCCCUGCUCUCCUAUGACCCAAACCUCCGCCUGCCACUCUGGCCAUCUGCAGAGGAAGCCCGGAAGCAGAUCAUGAGUAUCUGGGACCAAGCAGAGGUGAUAAAGGUGAGCGACAACGAGCUGGAAUUCCUAACAGGAAGCGAUAAGAUCGACGAUGAGUCGGCCUUAUCUCUGUGGCACCCCAAUUUGAAGCUUCUCCUUGUUACCCUUGGGGAAAAGGGAUGUAGAUAUUACACCAAGAGUUUCAGGGGAUCUGUGGAUGGAUUCCAUGUCAAAACUGUGGAUACGACUGGUGCUGGUGACUCCUUUGUUGGUGCUCUUCUGUGCAAAAUGGUUGACGAUCGAUCUGUACUUGAGGACGAAGCAAAGUUGAAGGGAGUGCUUAAAUUCGCAAAUGCCUGUGGAGCCAUCACAACUACCAAGAAAGGAGCCAUCCCUGCUCUUCCUACUGAAUCUGAAGCCCGUAUUGUUCUUAAGGGCGAAUAGAACAGUAGAAACGUUUUUCGAAUUCAUUUUUUUUAUUUCUUGCCCUUUUGGUUUUGUUUUUCUAUGGUUCUUUAUUUUGUUUUCUUCUUUAGGAGUCGCAUGUGUUUGGAUAUCGGGUUUUUUUAAGUAAUUUGUUGCUCGAAAAAUAAAAGGGUGGAAAUAGAGUGAGUUUGAUUUCUUCUCC
Molecule: messenger RNA, 1329 nt
Organism: Rhododendron vialii
Lineage: Eukaryota; Viridiplantae; Streptophyta; Magnoliopsida; Ericales; Ericaceae
Product: probable fructokinase-4
Exons: 3
Coding region: 156-1145 (329 amino acids)
Biological process (GO): fructose metabolic process
Cellular component (GO): cytosol
Molecular function (GO): fructokinase activity
Source: RefSeq, a predicted model, not a curated record